Molecule: messenger RNA, 1893 nt
Organism: Lolium rigidum
Lineage: Eukaryota; Viridiplantae; Streptophyta; Magnoliopsida; Poales; Poaceae
Product: potassium transporter 6-like
Exons: 6
Coding region: 1-1893 (630 amino acids)
Biological process (GO): potassium ion transmembrane transport
Cellular component (GO): membrane
Molecular function (GO): potassium ion transmembrane transporter activity
Source: RefSeq, a predicted model, not a curated record
AUGGAGCGGCGUCCCGACCAGAACGGCGACGUCGUCCUGGAGAUCAACUCUUCCGGCGCCGGCGAGGACCAUCCGCAGGGCGUCCUUACCGGAGAGCAAGAAAAGAAUGGCGACACGAACGGCGCCGGCGCCGCCGCCGCGCGUGGUCGGUCGAUGAGCUUCAGCCAGGCCUACAAGAUGCGGCACCGGACACCUCAGGCACGUCUCUGUCUGGAUAUGCAGGUGUUCACGGCGUGGCAGACGGCGGUACUCAGCUUCCAGUCCCUGGGCAUCGUCUACGGCGACCUCGGCACGUCGCCGCUCUACGUGUUCCCGUCCGUCGUCCUCCCCGGCGCCGACGAGCGCGACUUCCUCGGCAUCCUCAGCAUCAUCCUCUGGACGCUCACCCUCAUGAGCCUCGUCAAGUACGUGCUCGUCGUCCUCCGCGCCGACGACCACGGCGAGGGCGGCACCUUCGCCAUCUACUCGCUCCUGCGGCAGCACGUCAACUUCAAGGGCAGCAUGCCGGUGCAGGUCACGCGGCUGCCGUCAGAUCUACACCUCAGGUUCCACAGCAACAAGAAGAAAGAGCCCUCAUGGAUGCAGAGGCUCCUCGAGCGCAGCACGACGCUGCAGUCGUGCGUCACCUACACCGUUCUCCUCGGCACCUGCAUGAUCAUGGGCGACGGCGCACUCACUCCGGCAAUCUCAGAGCAUGUGGUGAUGCUGACGGUGGUGAUCCUGCUGCUCCUCUUCCUUUUCCAGCAGCUGGGCACGAGCAGGGUCAGCUUCUCCUUCUCCCCGAUCAUGCUCGUCUGGUUCGGAUCCAUCUCCAUGAUCGGGCUCUACAACAUCAUCAAGUACUACCCGCCGGUUCUCAAGGCCGCGUCGCCCCAUUACAUAUACUACUACUUCGCCCGGAACGGGGCCGCCGGAUGGGAGCAACUCGGAGCCAUAAUCCUCUGCAUAACAGGUGCUGAAGCCAUGUUUGCUGACUUGGGUCACUUCAACAAGACAUCAAUUCAGGCGGCAUUCUCGACAGUGGUGUACCCAUCACUGAUCCUCGCGUACUCCGGCCAAGCAGCGUACCUAAUCAAGAACCCAGCAAAUCUGAGCACGGCGUUCUACAGCAGUAUCCCAGGUCCCCUGUUCUGGCCCAUGUUCGUCGUCUCCACCCUGGCCGCCAUCGUCGCCAGCCAGUCGCUCAUCUCUGCCAGCUUCUCCAUCAUCCGGCAGUCCAUCAACCUCGGCUGUUUCCCCCGUGCCACCGUGCGGCACACCUCCGACAAGUACGAGGGCCAAGUUUACUGCCCCGAGGUGAACUACCUCCUCAUGGUCCUCUGCAUCCUCAUCACCGUUGGCUUCCAGGGAGGGCCUGAGAUAGGGCACGCCUUCGGAGUCGCGGUGAUCUGGGUGAUGUUGAUCACCACGGCGCUGAUGACGGUGGUCAUGGUGGUAAUCUGGGAGGUGCGCGCCGCAUACGUCGUCGCGUUCUUUGCGGUCUACCUGGCCAUCGAGGGCGUGUACAUGAGCUCGCUGAUGAACAAGAUGGCGCAGGGUGGGUGGGUGCCGUUUGCCAUCACCGCCUUCUUCCUGGUGAUCACGCUGUCCUGGACCUACGGCCGGAAGAAGAAGAGCGAGUACGAGGCAGGCCACAUGAUCACCACCGAUGAUCUCGCCGGGAUCGUCGCCAGGUCGGCGCGCGUGCCCGGGGUGUGCUUCUUCUUCACGGACCUGAUGAACGGCGUCCCGCCCAUCGUGCGCCACUACGCGGAGCACACCGGCAGCCUCCGCGAGCUGCUGGUAUUCGUCACCGUCAGGACGCUGCCCAAAAACUUCAAUUCUGGUGUUGCUACACUGAAGUUGGAUUACAACAAAACUCUACAGGUCGGAAAUCGGUACAAGAUAGAGUGA